AUGAAGCGGUUUCUACAUCACGGGAAAAUACCCCUUAAGUCGAUUGUGGACUUGGCAUUUCACCAUCAACCACCACCUAACCCCGUCAGCCACGUUGUGAAUUCUAGGCCUGCGAUCAUUAACAUUCACGGGAUAUUUGGAUCACGUAGACUUUUCAGACCUUUCAGUAAACCCCUAGCAAAUGCUUUAAACACUGAUGUAUAUUCUGUCGAUCUGAGAAACCAUGGGGAUUCACCAAUUGCCCAACCCUUUAACUAUGUUAGUUUUACCAAGGAUGUGAUUCAUUUCAUCAAGAAGCACAUUGGUGAUAAGAGACCUGUACAGUUAAUUGGAUUUUCUUUAGGUGCCAAAGUAGCCCUUUUAGCAACUCUAUGUUCACAAAUCAAUGCCUCUAAAUGUAUAGCAAUUGACGCUCCACCUUAUGAAACUGUAGCUGUGGAUUCUGUUCUUGUCGAAAAUUACGAGCUCAUUACCAAGAUUAUAAAUCAGGAAAUUAAGAUUGAAAAAGGCUCUAAAAAUUGGAAAAAGAAACUGCUAAAAUUAUUCCAAGGUUUACCUGCUAAUGCUACAAACAAUGGAGAUCCCUCUUUGUAUUUUGCUAAUGGAUUUUACAGUGUGAAGAGAAAUGCCGAACCGCCAACAGCAGGUCAAGAUCCCUACAUCGAAUAUUCUAUACCAUUAGAAGAAUUUCCUAAUCUUAUUGAUGAGAUCAUAGGCUGGCCCGAUUUACAAGGUAAGGAUAAUUUGGAAGGGUUAUUUAAGCUUUCUACUGAUUCUCCCGCUCUGUUUAUGAAAGCUAUGCAUUCUUUGGCUAUAAGUGAUGACUACAGCUUACUGAAGAAACAUUUUCCCAGAGCUGUCGUCAAGGAAAUUGAUUCUGGUCAUAAUAUGACGGUAGAAAAGCCCGAAGAAUCCUUGCAGUGUAUGAUUGAUUUCUUAAAAGAUAGUUAG
Messenger RNA from Zygosaccharomyces rouxii, 951 nucleotides. RefSeq names its product putative hydrolase (gene EAT1). Lineage: Eukaryota; Fungi; Ascomycota; Saccharomycetes; Saccharomycetales; Saccharomycetaceae. The record is from RefSeq and is a predicted model, not a curated record. The transcript has a single exon. Gene Ontology annotation, cellular component: mitochondrion. The coding region runs from base 1 to 951 and encodes 316 amino acids.